This is a messenger RNA of Coffea arabica (coffee), 1381 nucleotides long. RefSeq lists its product as uncharacterized. Lineage: Eukaryota; Viridiplantae; Streptophyta; Magnoliopsida; Gentianales; Rubiaceae. The record is from RefSeq and is a predicted model, not a curated record.
CUAAUUCAGCGAACGAAAAAAAGGUUUUGGCAGACAAAUUCCAGCAAAAUCCAAGGUAUUGCAAUUUGAGUUGUUAUGUGUUCGAUUGGCUCAAUGCAUUGCUGAUUCAGCCAAUGACCGCAGCUAAACAAAAAAUUGACUCCCAUUCCUCUCCUACUAGCUGCACAUCCUUUGAGUCUUCCAGGUCAUCCAUCGCUUCAAAUAACUAUCAACUGUGUAUGGAGAACUACAAUCAGCAUAUGAACGAGAAAUUGCAGUGGACUUCUACCAUGGACUUCAACUUCAUCACCACCUAUGUUGAGUGGAAACAAACGAAGAAAUGGGACAAUCACAAGACAAAUGACCAGAAUUAUGAUAUGCUUGCCACAUGUUUGCGGGAACAAUUUGAGAUGCAGGUCACCGGAGGCCAAUGCCAAUCAAGAAUGUAUAGGUUUAGGAAGAAGUGGAACGUGUUUGCCAAUCUUCGUGGUUUGUCAUCGAAAACGGAGACUGGGAUUGGCUGGGAUGAAGAGAAUAACUGCUUUACGGCUUCCGACGAGCACUGGGCCCAAAUGGAAGCGGUGAACAAAGAGUACAAAGAUUUCAAAUUGGCUGGAAGUUGCUUCCUAUAUGAUCUGUAUACUCCAACAACAUUGGGAAAAACUGCAACAGGCAGCUAUGCACAAUCUGCAAAGCAACCUGUCCCCGAGGGCGAACACCGACGGCCAGUUGUUCAAAAGCCACAAAAGAGCAAAGGAAAGGCUGCAGCCUCAAGUUCAGCUGCCUCUGACUACCAACAGUACCCUUGGGAGGGAGAGGACGUAUACUACAUACCUCCGGUACCUGGAGCGUCAUCUGGAAAGCGUCCUGCCUCAAGUCUUGGCACUCUCGGAGAUCGUGAGGGAUCUAGAGGUGCUAAAUCAACAAAAUCAUCUAGUGAUAGGGAAAAACUAGAUGAUGCAAUCAGCAAAAUCUCUCGCGUCACCACCGCUUCGCAUGAGUUUAAUCAAAGUCGGUAUGAAGAGGAAGCAGAAUACAGUGUACCGGUAGUUCAAGACAUGGUGAAAAAUAUGCAACUUCCAAAAUCGGUUAAGCUGAAAGCGACAAUGUACUUUGCCGAAAGAAGAAAUGUGGGACAAAGAUGUGCAUUCGUACGCUUUGAUGACGCCGAGCGCUAUGAUUACAUUGAACUCAUUAUGGAGGAGCUUCGCUAUGGCAAGCCCCCACAGUGAAGCGCAUCAUACCUGUGCACAACGGCUUCUGUCAAUUUUCUUUGUCUGCUUGUGUCAAUUUGCUUUGUUAAAUUAGACAAAUUUCUAGAAUGGUGGCUGAACUUUACCUAGCUUCUGUAUCGGUUGCUUCUUUAUUGUGUGUUGUGGACUUUUCUUCCUAGACUUGUGUC